CUGAAGUGCAGUUGAGCUAUUCUGUGUUUGUGAGUCUCAUGCAGUAAGAUGGCAGAAGCCAGAAUUUCAGUGGAUCAGAAUGAGUUCAUUUGUCCAGUGUGUCUGGAUCUCCUGAAGGAUCCAGUGGCCAUUCCCUGUGGACACAGUUACUGUAAGAUCUGUAUUACAGGCUGCUGGGAUCAGGAGGAUCAGAUGAGAGUCUACAGCUGCCCUCAGUGCAGACAGACCUUCAGUUCAAGACCUGCUUUAGCUAAAAACACCAUGCUGGCUGAAGUGGUGGAGAAACUGAAGAAGAUUAAACUUUCUGCUGACUGUUAUGCUGGAGCUGGAGAUGUGCAGUGUGACGUCUGUACUGGAAGAAAACACAAAGCUGUCAAGUCUUGUCUGGUGUGUCUGGAGUCUUACUGUCAAAAUCACCUUGAACAACAUGAGAGUUGGUUUAAAGGAAAGAGACACAAUCUGACUGAUGCCACUGGACGACUGCAGGAGAUGAUCUGCCAAACACAUGAUAAACUCCUCGAGGUUUUCUGCCGCACUGACCAGAAGUGUAUAUGCCUGCUUUGUACGAUGGAUGAACAUAAAAACCAUGACACUGUAUCAGCUGCAGCACAGAGGACAGAGAAACAGCACCAGCUGAAGGAGACGCAGAGGUUGUUCCAGAAGAGGAUCCAGCAGAGAGAGAAAGAUCUUCAGCAGCUGAGAGAGGCUGUGGAGUCUCAUAAGCGCUUUGCACAGACAGCAGUGGAGGACACUGAGAGGAUCUUCACCGAGCUCAUCCGCUCCAUUGAGAGAAGCCGCUCUGAGGCCACACAGCGGAUCAGAGAUCAGGAAAAGACUGCAGUGAGUCGAGCUGAAGGACGACUGGAGCGACUGGAGCAGGAGAUCAAUGAUCUGAGGAGGAGAGACGCUGAGCUGGAGCAGCUUUCACACACACAGGAUCACAUCCAUUUCCUGCAGAGUUACCAGUCUCUCUCAGCUCCUCCUGAAUCUACAGACUUAAAUGACAAUCCCUUCAGUUCUCUCUCCUCUUUUGAUGAAGUGAGAAAAUCUGUCCGUCAGCUGAGAGACAAACUGGAGGAUUUCUGCAAAGAGGAGCUCAAGAAGACCUCUAACAGAGUCACUUUCACCAACAUUGUUCCCAGGACCAGGAACGACUUCCUACAAUAUUCCCAUCAGCUCACUCUGGAUCUGAACACAGUGAAUAAACGCCUUCGUCUGUCUGAGAGGAACACAGUGAUUACAAACACUGACACAGAGCAGCCGUAUCCUGAUCAUCCAGACAGAUUUGAUGUGUGUCAGCAGGUGUUGUGUAGAGAGAGUGUGUGUGAUCGACGCUGUUACUGGGAGAUUGAGUGGAGUGGUGAAUAUGGUGUGUAUAUAUCAGUAUCAUAUAAGAGCAUCAGCAGGAAGGGUAAUGAGUGUGUAUUUGGAUCUUCUGAUCAGUCCUGGAGUUUGGACUGCUCUUCCUCCAGUUACUCAUUCAGACACAAUAAAACAAAGACAAAACUUUCUGUAAAGCCCAUCAUCAGCAGUAGAAUAGGAGUGUAUGUGGAUCACAGUGCAGGAACUCUGUCCUUCUACAGCGUCUCUGGAGACACAAUGAUCCUCAUCCACACAGUCCAGACCACAUUCACUCAACCGCUCUAUCCUGGGUUUAGGGUUUAUAAAGGAUCAUCAGUAAAACUGCGUUGAUGAAUCAGAAUAGACUGUAGAGAGGUUCUACCCAUAAUGCUUUGAGCUGCAUGAUGAAUCAGUGACUGUCACAUGCUGGGUUGACUAGAUAAUCCAAAAUAAGAGGCUCGACACAGAAAGACAAUAAACACUUAUAUUUAAACAACUCCAAAAAGAGCAUUGCCAUAUUUACUUAUUACAAACCAGUCUAGCUUUAUGCUUUCGUAUGUUUUUUUAAACCCUUUGGGAACUUGGCCAUUGACUUUGAUUGAAUUAAUUCUCUUUCAACAAUUGUAGAAUGUGCAUGCUAUCACUAGUGUUAACAAUAUCUCAUACUCCUGACUGCAAUGACAUAGAAAGAGCCCUUCUCAUAACCCCUGUUAUGGAACAAACUGCUCAUGAUUAUGCUUUUAUUAGACAUUUUUCUUGUUUUUCAUUUCUCUGAAUUUUUUUACUUUGCAAUGUACAUAAACUCUUUGAAGCUAUUUGUGUACAAAACAGGAGACAAUUCCUUUGAUGCAUUAAAACAUUUUACCAGUUUACCAGUGACUUUUUAAGUUCUACUUUUAGCAGAGGGAGCAAAAGAAAUUACGAAGUUAUAAUCAUAUAAUUCAAUAAAUCAUAUUUAACCUUAUAUUGUUUUUCGUUUAUGUGUUACCAUUAACGUGUUAAAUGUAGAAAUAUGCAAGCAAAAACAAUGCUUGUCCCCAUAACACUGCAGGAAUCCAUGCUAGUUUAUGCUGGAUUUUUCAGCAGGGAUAUCUUCACGUCUCAACUACAGCAAUGCCUUUUUUAUUGGUUUACUGUCAACUUAAUUUUGUUUCUCCUCUAUGGGCAGCAGGUCAUUCAGUGUAGAUCUGGAACUCACUCCUCCAGUCUCUUUGUUUCAUUGCGUCAAUCUUGGAAUUCAAACCUCUACUCACUUUGUUUUCUCUAUGUUAUUUAUCUUAGAGAGAUGCAUGUAAUUGAUCUCAAAGUUGUUUAUGUAAUGUUAUGUUAUCAUGUUCAUACUAUGAAAUGUGCUGCGUAAUGUUAUAUUUUGUGUUUGCCUUGGACUACUCAUUGUCUUUGUAUUUUUUUUUUGUAAUACUAUUUGAAGCAAUCUUGAGUGUAGUUAGUAAAGUUGUUGUCCUGAUUCUCAAUAAAUUGUGUUCUUUGAGUGACUGUCUGAGAAUGACAUCUAGUGGACGAUUUAUGACAAAUUUACAGCAGAGACACAACAGAGUUUAGUUCCAGCUGUUGCUGAACAAUUUAAGGGCAUUUUAUUUUGAAAUAAUUUGUUUGGAAGAAAUUACACUUGAAUAAUCUAAGCAAAACCAUA
This is a messenger RNA of Megalobrama amblycephala (Wuchang bream), 2992 nucleotides long. Its product is annotated as tripartite motif-containing protein 16-like. The record is from RefSeq and is a predicted model, not a curated record. Bases 49 to 1692 code for a protein of 547 amino acids. The transcript has 6 exons. Gene Ontology annotation, molecular function: zinc ion binding; protein binding. NCBI's taxonomy places the organism in Eukaryota, Metazoa, Chordata, Actinopteri, Cypriniformes, Xenocyprididae.